Molecule: messenger RNA, 1719 nt
Organism: Cuscuta europaea
Lineage: Eukaryota; Viridiplantae; Streptophyta; Magnoliopsida; Solanales; Convolvulaceae
Source: the annotation of a GenBank genome assembly
AUCAAAACACGAACUCAUUCAAGCCGUCCAAAUAUGGCAAAUCUCAAAAUGAUAUUCACUUGUUCAUCAUUCCUAGCCUUAACAUUCCUUUUGACGGCUGUUUCCGGCCAUUAUUCUCAUGAAUAUUGGUGCCGUCAAACCCCCUAUCCACACGAGUGCGAAUACUAUUUGAGGGAUUAUCCACCUAUUAACAAUCAAUCACAUUUCCUCAAGGCUACUUUGGAAGUUGCCCUAAACAACGCCAAGCGAGCUAGGGCCCACGCAACCUUUUUAGGCUCAAAAUGCGGCAACGAGCGUGAAAAGGCUGCAUGGGCGGAUUGCUUGGAGUUAUACGAGGAUAUGGUCGAGAGGAUCGACACAAUCGUAAAUCCUCGUGCCAAGUGUAGUGCAUCUGAUGCACAGACUUGGCUCAGCGCAGCCUUGACCAACCUCGACACGUGUUUGACCGGUUUCACAGACCUAAACGUCACGGACAACAUAUUGCCCGUGUUGAAGUCAAACAAUGUGUCAUGUUUGAUUUGUAACACUUUGGCCCUUAACGAGAAUUACACUACUACCGAUGAUACUGCCACUUAUAGAAAUGGUUUCCCGGCUUGGAUCAAGCCGGGAGAUCGGAAGCUAUUGCAAUCGUCAUCCCCGGCCUCACAAGCCAAUAUUGUGGUGGCUGCAGAUGGGUCCGGGAACUAUAAGACGGUUACCGAAGCUAUAGCGGCAGCGGGGAAAAGAUCCAGCAGUCGGAGAUUCGUUAUACAUGUGAAAGCCGGAUUGUAUAAUGAAAACGUGGUAAUUGGGAGCAAAGUAACCAACAUCAUGCUACUCGGUGAUGGAAUUGGAAAAACAAUUAUCACCGGAAGCAAAAGUGUAGGAGGCGGCACAACUACCUUCAACUCGGCCACCGUUGCUGUUGCUGGAGAUGGAUUCAUUGGUCGAGGAAUAACUUUUAGAAACACCGCCGGAGCUGCGAACCACCAGGCGGUUGCCCUAAGGUCCGGGUCGGAUCUCUCGGUGUUCUACCAGUGCAGCUUCGAAGGGUACCAAGACACUCUCUACGUUUACUCUGACCGACAGUUCUACCGGAAUUGCGACAUUUACGGGACGGUAGACUUCAUCUUCGGUAACGCCGCCGUCGUCAUCCAGAACUGCAACAUCUAUGCCCGAAACCCUCCUGCCGGGACCAACACGAUCACCGCCCAGGGCCGGACCGACCCGAACCAGAACACCGGAAUAUCCAUCCAUGACAGCACAGUCGCGGCAGCUUCGGGCCUGUCUGGAUCUGCGAAGACAUACCUUGGACGGCCGUGGAAGCAAUACUCUCGGACCGUGUUCAUGAAGACCUCCCUUGGCAGCUUGAUUGCCCCGGCGGGGUGGUUGCCGUGGGACGGGACGUUUGCUCUGAGCACUCUCUACUACGGCGAGUAUGCCAAUAUUGGGCCGGGGGCGUCGACGAGCAACCGCGUGAAAUGGGGCGGAUAUCACGUGAUCACUUCCGCAACUGAGGCUUCCAAGUUCACCGUCGGAAACUUCAUCGCCGGUGGCUCGUGGUUACCCUCCACCAACGUGCCGUUCACUUCUGGCCUCUAAAAAAGCUUUAGAUGCAUGAACUUUCAUGCACGUACCGUUAAGAUCAGAAGGACGCGUAUAUAUUACUGCUAUUCUCGAUCACUUUGUGCAUUUCUUUCUAUUGUUUGGUUUUGGCAUUGUUGUCAUUUAUCCAUUUUU